GGAUUUCGAAGAACACUCUCCAUUUUGUAUUUAAUCUUAAAACUUUGUCCUGUUUUACAAAUUUUCUGGAAAUUUCAAACCAAAAACUCAGAAACAGAGGGAUAAUAACAAGGAUUUGGAGGAGAUAUGUGUGGACAAAACAGAGGAAUGAAGAGAAGGAAAGCCUCUUCCGCCGCCGUCGCCGGCGGAGAGAGGGCAACGACGAAUCGGAAGAGAUCUAAAAUCUCGCCGGAGUUUACAAACAAGCCGGACUUCCUCGAUUCGUUGCCGGACGAUAUCGUCCUGUCCAUUCUAUCGAAUCUCAGCUCCAAAGCUAAAUGUCCUGCAGAUUUUAUUAACGUUUUGAUCACAUGCAAAAGGCUAAAUGGAUUAGGCGUUCACUCUCUGGUUUUAUCCAAAGCUUCGCCGGAAAUGCUAGCCGUUAAUGCGAAGAACUGGUCCGAGUCGGCUCACCGAUUCCUCAAGCUUUGUGCCGAUUCUGGAAACGUUGAAGCUUGUUACAUUCUCGGCAUGGUUGGUGUAUUUCUAAUUUAUUAUUUAUCCCCUGAUAUUUUUAAUUUCUUAUUGUUAUUGCUAUAUAUUACAAGGAAAAUAGUUCUGAUUAUGGUAUUCUGAUUAUUUAUUUCGGGAAGCAGAUUCGGUUUUACUGCUUGGAGAAUCGAGGCAGCGGCGCUUCACUUAUGGCGAAGGCGGCGAUUAAUUCACACGCGCCGGCGCUUUACUCUCUCGCAAUCAUACAGUUUAACGGCAGCGGUGGCUCGAAGAACGACAAGGACCUCCGUGCCGGCGUCGCGCUCAGCGCUCGAGCCGCAUUCCUCGGCCACAUCGACGCGCUUCGUGAGCUGGGGCACUGCCUCCAGGACGGUUACGGCGUUAAACGGAACAUCGCCGAGGGACGGCGGUUUCUGGUCCAAGCCAACGCACGAGAGCUGGCGAAUGUGCUCACCACCACUCCAACGGCGGUUAAAAACAGCGAAUGGCUGGCAUGGAAUCCCCUGCCCCACCACCGCCACAUCGCCGCCGGAACGAGCUGCCCGUUGCUGAGUGAUUUCGGGUGUGACGUUCCUUGCGCGGAUCCUCACCCGGCCAACAAGUUCUUAACCGAUUGGUACGCGGAGAAGGACGGUGUCCCCGGUCCGGGGCUCCGGCUGUGCUCGAACGCCGGUUGCGGAAGGCCGGAGUCGCGCAGGCACGAGUUCCGCCGGUGCUCUGUUUGCGGCGCCGUGAACUACUGCUCCCGAGCUUGUCAGGGGAUGGAUUGGAGGUCCCGCCACAAAUCGGAGUGUGUGCCGGCAAUGCGGUGGGAGGAGGACGAAAAUGAAAAUGUUGCAGCGGCGGGGGAAAUUGACGGCAACGGCGAGGAAGAAGUAAAUAACGGAUUUGUGGAGAUCCAAAAUGGGAUUGCAGAGAGUUGACCGCAGGGAUUUGAAUUGAAAAUAGGCCAAAUUUAGGGUUGCGAGUGGAAUUUAGAGAUUUUCACGGUCAACGUUUUGUACAUGGGGAGCAGAGUGAAAGUACGGAGUAAUUUAUUUUGUUUGUUUCCUCUUCGAUUUAACAUAUCAGCAAAUAGUAAAUCUGAGGAAAUUGAAUUAAUAUUUAUUAUUCCGUAGUGCCUUUGGUAAUAUUUAAUGAAAUUCCGAAUAUACUUCGUAACAUCUAAGGCCGUGUUUGGUAGUUCUGUAGUUGAUUAAUUUGUUUAAAAUAAUGAGUUUGUGCCGG
Molecule: messenger RNA, 1719 nt
Organism: Cuscuta epithymum
Lineage: Eukaryota; Viridiplantae; Streptophyta; Magnoliopsida; Solanales; Convolvulaceae
Source: the annotation of a GenBank genome assembly